Molecule: messenger RNA, 1054 nt
Organism: Trichechus manatus latirostris (Florida manatee)
Lineage: Eukaryota; Metazoa; Chordata; Mammalia; Sirenia; Trichechidae
Gene: VSIG2
Product: V-set and immunoglobulin domain containing 2
Exons: 7
Coding region: 1-990 (329 amino acids)
Source: RefSeq, a predicted model, not a curated record
AUGGCCUGGCUCCCUGGGCCUUUCCUCUGCGGGGCUCUGCUGGGCUUCGUCUCCAUAAGUGCGCCCGGGCUGGCCGUGGAGGUGAAGGUGCCCGCCGAGCCGCUGAGCGCGCCCGUGGGCACCGCCGCCCAGCUGACCUGCAGCUACAGCACCUCGGUGGGAGACAACUUCGCCCUGGAGUGGAGCUUCGUGCAGCCUGGGAAACCCAUCUCCGCAUCCGAUCCCAUUCUGUACUUCACCAGUGGUCACUUGUAUCCAAUUGGUUCUAUGGCAAAGCGGGCCAGCCUGCUUCAGAACCCCCCCACAGGAGGGGUGGCCACCCUGAAACUGAGUGACGUCCGCCCCUCGGAUACUGGAACCUACCUUUGCCAAGUUAACAACCCACCAGAUUUCUACACCAAUGGCUUGGGGAUAAUCAACUUUACUGUGCUAGUGCCCCCCAGUAGCCCCGUGUGCAGUCAGAGUGGUCAGACCUCUGUGGGAGGCUCUGCUGCGCUGAGAUGCAGGUCCUCCACGGGAGAGCCCAGGCCAGUGUACAGCUGGGCACGUCUUGGAUCUUCUCCGACACCUUCUCCUGGGAGCAUGGUGCAAGAUGAGGUGUCUGGCCAGCUCAUUCUCACCAAUCUCUCCCUGACCUCCUCGGGCACCUAUCGCUGUGUGGCCACCAACCAGCUGGGCAGUGCAUCCUGUGAACUGACGCUCUCUGUGACUGACCCCUCCGAAGGCCGAGUGGCUGGGACUGUGAUUGGGGUGCUCCUGGGCGUGCUGUUCCUGUCAGUUGCUGUAUUUUGCCUGGUCAGGCUCCAGAAGGAGAGGAGGAAGAGACCCAAGGAGACAUAUGGGGGAAGUGACCUUAGGGAGGAUGCCAUCGCGCCUGGGAUUUCUGAGCAGACUUCUGUGGGGGCGGAUUCCAGCAGUGGGCUCCUGGAGAGACCCCCGGCUGCCAGCACUGUGACAACCACCAAGUCCAAGCUCUCUAUGGUUGUCUGACUUCCCUCCCGACCCCUGGGGGGAUGAGAGGGAAUAGCAAUAAUUAAAGCCUUUGGGUACCAUA